AUGGAGGUGGAGCAGAUAUCAAUAACAGUUGCUGCUCUAGGGAAACUAUCUAAGUUCGGCGACUGGUGGCGACCAUCAUACACUACUGUAUCAGCUCUGUCAGCAGCAUUGGCUGAACAUCUCCCACUCCUCCAAGCGGAAAUGAUACCGAGCCUGAUGCUCAAUCUUGGUCUAGCUUGUGAUAAUAUACCACAAGAGACUAGAGCAGGGAUUGAUGUGUUAUUGAGGCGUAUGGCUAGUGCAUCAGUUAGGGGUGUUCGUAAUCAAACAGCUAGUGCCCUAGCUAGUACCAUAUAUGCUGCCGAGACUCUGCCUGCCUUGCAUCAGGACAUGCAUAGUCUUAUGUCUCUCACUAAGAUACACCUGGAACGUAAAUUAACGACCACGCCUAUUGAGUCUCUGGCUGGUAUACUUGGUAGCGUACCCUCUCGUACGGUGAGAACAUGUAUUGCUGAUCAUUUGAUCCAAAGGCUCCACAACAACCUCUGUAAAGUGGAUGACUAUGUCCGAAUAGCAAUCACUGCUGGAGUCGAUGGGAAUACUGAGGUAUCUGAUAUGCUCAUAACAUGUGCCACUUCUGAGGCACUAGAUUUCCCACCUGGAGCUCUCAUAGCUAUGAGGGAUGCUAGUGGUGAGGUGCUUGAGGCCAAUUCGGUACCAGACAUCUACUUAAUAGACGCCGUCAUCGGUUAUGGUCGGGUAUCACCAACAAUAUGCAGUGCAAUGCAGUGGCAAGUCGAUAACUUUGCUGAUAACACCAAUUCAGCGUUUGAUGCCUCUUCACUCACCACCUUACCAUUGUCGUAUCAGCAGGCGGCUGUAUACCUUAUUCAUCAUCUACACGGUCGAUGUGCCGAGGCGGAUGAACUGCUACGGAUACUCCUUCGGAGGAUGACAAUACAUACCUUGAAUACAACCGAGCUCUCAUUGCUGGCACGAUACAGUCCGCUUUUGACGACACACCCUUCACUGGUCCCACAGAUUGCCCGAAGGUGUUUGGACAUUGUGACAGAGGUCUCAGUACCUUUCCCUAGUGGUCAUCAGGAGGGGAAUAUUCAUUUGGCCAAGUUACUAUGUCGAGUGUUGUCUCUCUUAUGUAAAAUGGAUACAGGAGAUGCCUCAAUGAUGGAGAUUGAAAAGCUUCGUAACCUCAUCUGUCAAGCCGCAGUACGACACGCUUCAUAUCUGCUUCCAUCGGAUUUCGUCUCCUUGUGUACGCUGGUGGUUCAAUCUGGCUAUCAUAAGAUAUCGGAUGUGCGCCUUUCACUUGGGGAUAUCCUAGGACCGAGUGUGUUGGUGAAGAUGAAAGCAUUGAAAUCUAGCGGAGCGAAGGAGCGGUUAGCUGGUCUCUGCCGCACAAUGGGCUUCGAGGCUGUCGACCUCUCUGAGAAGUUUUCGAAUAAUCUCCAUGAAGUUGCCGCUUCUACUGAGAGCGAGUCACUGGCCUUAGUGCAUCCAUCAAGUACCGCGAGUGUAUCGUAAGCUGCAUCACCAUCGAGGGUAGUCGGGUUGAUAUUCGAGCAUCUCGAGUCCUUGAUUCAAUCAUGCACUCAAGUUGAUUGCAUGAACUACAUUGUUGUUUC
Perkinsus marinus ATCC 50983 is the source of this 1583-nucleotide messenger RNA. RefSeq lists its product as hypothetical. NCBI's taxonomy places the organism in Eukaryota, Perkinsozoa, Perkinsida, Perkinsidae. The coding region runs from base 1 to 1482 and encodes 493 amino acids. The record is from RefSeq and is a predicted model, not a curated record. The transcript is spliced from 11 exons.